Exophiala bonariae is the source of this 6609-nucleotide messenger RNA. RefSeq lists its product as uncharacterized. NCBI's taxonomy places the organism in Eukaryota, Fungi, Ascomycota, Eurotiomycetes, Chaetothyriales, Herpotrichiellaceae. Gene Ontology annotation, biological process: 5S class rRNA transcription by RNA polymerase III; transcription initiation at RNA polymerase III promoter. Gene Ontology annotation, cellular component: transcription factor TFIIIC complex. Bases 1 to 6609 code for a protein of 2202 amino acids. The transcript has 3 exons. The record is from RefSeq and is a predicted model, not a curated record. Gene Ontology annotation, molecular function: DNA binding.
AUGGCGAAGAGCGUGGAUGACUUGAUCGAAUUCCUCCUCGAGGAAAUUGCACUCAGUGGUAGUCGAGGUACAUCUAUUAACGAACUUUGCAAUUAUGUUCGGUCUUUCUACAAUGGAAACGAUGGAUCCCAGAGUGGCACCUCGACGCUACUUCUCGCUGUGUCGGUUGAUAAAGCCCUCCUGUCCAAAGUCUGGGUAUGGCUAGGACGACAUCCUGAUGUCUCUAUCGGGAAGGGCAAAAAGUAUAACAAAAUAUCACUUCCAGAAGUCGAACUUGAGUUUCCAGGAUGUCUCGAUCAAAUAUCCUCUGGCCCCGAGUCGGCGAUCGAAGUCAACGACAAAUCUGGACCAGUCGAAGAAGCGCCACCGGAGCAAACGACACAGGAAUCGAACAAUGCAGAACAAUCAUCGCGUUCAAAGCAAGGUCCGCACGUCACGGUCAACUACGAGCGAAUGUACCGUGCGAUAUGUGGCCAUCCUCCGGAUUCAAGCAAGCUUGUACCUCUAGAGUUUGCGCUCCUUACUCACAUUGCCGCAUCCCGCUCGAUCGGCAUUCUGCAAGGUCCCCUCACCAGAGCAUCCGGUCAAGACAAGCGAUCUGUACCCAAGAGGACGGAUGUAUUGCAUAGGAAAGGAUACAUUAUCAAAGAACCCGUUUAUGCUCAUGGAACCAAGACGAGCCGACUUACAUUACGAAAACUCGCCGCCACAACCACCAACAAGGAAUCAGUCCUCUCCAGUGCCACGGGCGGCGAGUCACAACAAAAAUCAACUGUGCGUGGCGUUGUUCGUCGUAUUUUUGAAAUGCUUUCCACUCAGAAUCUCAUCCCGCAGACCGACCUCUCAGAACGACUUGAAAUGUCUUCAACUGGGAAGCUCGCCAUUUUGAUCAAAGUCAUCCGCCGCCUCGAACGCGUGAAGCUUGUGAAACGUGUCAAGACUGCAUUUGGCCCUUCCGCCACUGUUGAAGAUCUGAAGCAGUGCGUUCAACUGGUACAAAUCCCCAGUCCAAGUAGUCUAGAGGAGUUUGACACAGAUGAGCUGGCCUUGCGACAUUCAUUUGCAGAGUUGGCUUCCAUAAUGGGCAUGGAAGAACCACUGGAGCUUUCCAAAUCUACUGCGAGCGAGACAAAGGAGAUGGAUUUCGAUUCUGCUGCCUCGCCACCUCUGGCACUCGCGCAAUGGAACCCCGCCCGAUUGAUGCCCAACAUGUUACGAGAUGCCGUUCAGGUUUCGAGUCCCAAAGGAUUGACCAACGUGGGUGCCCGGAGAGCGACCACUGGCCUUUUCAUACGACGUGCAGCUGAAGCAUCACUAUUCCGACUCUCCUGCCGCUCAUUGCUGGCUCAACCGGCUCACCUAAAGCAUUUAGCGGUCGUACGCGCUUAUAUAACUUCCAAUGGAGUUGCACAGUUCUUCCAUUAUUCAUGGGACACUUUUCGUGAACUUGCCACGCGCAACACAAUCGACAUCACCCACAUCCCUGGUGCAAAGAAAGCUCUAGCCAACAUGAUGUGCGCGGAUGACGCUCAGAGUCGUGGGGCCGCAUCGAGUGCUGUUGAUUUGAACGGCUUUCCACGCGAGCCACCUUCUCUGCAAAUCAUGCAAGGCAAAAUAGAGUUGGCCAGCAUUAUUGAGAAGAUGAGAAUUGAGGAUAUCCCUCCGAGACAUGGUGAACCCGUGAUUGUUGAGACGGAGCCUGGCAAGUUCAGUCUUGUGCCUCAGACAGCUGCGAUUCGAACAUCAAACAGAGCAAAGACACUUCGAGCAACUCCAAAGCCAGCAACUCCGAAGCGAGCGAUUCCAAAGCAGACAAGUCAAACCGAUCAGGGCGAGCUAUCCGAACAGGAGAUUAUUCUUGGUCGGCCACGUAAAUACGUACGUGGAACAGAAAAGUUUUGGCGAAAGCAAUUCUCACAAGCAAUCAUAUAUGCUAGUGCAGCUCGUGGCAUUCAUUUGACUCAAGCACCUAAAAAAGGCAUUAUGAAGCACCCAGAUGGUCUAGCACUCUACGGACGUCGCCCUCAAGAUUUCGAUGAAACUCUGUUGGAGGCUAUUGAUGCUCAUCUUCCGAUCCCAGCGGAACCACAUGAUAUCAAUGAGCAAUGGGUGCAAGCAACCAAAUCUGUUCUCAAGCGGCAUUCCGACGGUGUUUACCUCACACCAAAAGGACUACUUGGUGAUAGUAAAAAGCAACUGUCUCAAAUUCUGGUGUUCAAAUCGAGCAAAUUAAAAGAUGUGAAACUCAUCGAUAGACGGCCAGCAUACCCUGUACGCUUCCUGUCUUCGAGCGCAUCACACACCUUUGCCUAUUUCGGCUUUGACCAUAUUCUGAGCGGAGCCAGGCAUCUAAAAAGCAUUCAUGCAACAAAGCGCACUGCAACUCCAACUCGGAAGACUCUAAAGAACACCAAACAGAGACUUGGCCCUCGAAAGGGCCUCUUCGAAGAUAAAGAAGAAGCGUUAUCGAAUACGAUUCCUCAGCCGUCUCUAUCCCCUGGGGCUACUAACAAAGAGAGCCUUGCGCCUCAGGAAGGACCUGCUUUCGAAGAUGGCCGGCUAUCACUCUCAAGCCUGCGUCCUUCUCCGCCUCCCGGGAAGCCGAGUAGUGAGAUACUCGGCCCUCAGAAGGGAGUUUUCUUUGAAACUGACAGAAUAUCGGCUUCCAGUCCUCAAGUUUCUCUAUCACCCAGAACUCUGCACAAGGAUUUCUCUCGUGACUACGGUGAAACUACCAAUGACGAGACUCAGAUUGUGCAAUUUCAGCCACAGGUCUCGAAAAAGCGACGAGGACGUAAGUCAAAGGCUCUCGCGGUCGAAAGUCAACAGGUCGAUCAAGCUAGCACCCUCUUGCAGCAAACGUCACCCCCUGCAAUACCAAUUGCCAUCACUACACCCACUUUGUCGAGAUCGUAUCGGAAACGCAAACGCGAUGAUCAAUUUAGCCCACCAUCGCAACAAGUGUCACCAUUCCCUACGGUGCCAGAUACUACCACUCCGCCCGCCCGAUCGAGACCUUCCAGAAAACGACAAUUGACAGAAAAAGCAAGGCAGAAUGCAGAGACUGCCACGGGUGAUACCGGUAUCCUCAUUCCUACAGAACUUCAGACCCUACCCACAGAGCAUGUUCCACCAGUCAUAGAAUCUGUGGAAUCGCAUCCAACCCAAGAAAAAGCAACACCGGUACCAGACUUGGGGUUGCUUCCUGCACCGGCAAAUUUGGCAUCCAGCGACUCGGGCGAUGAACAAGUACAAGCGCCAGUUAGCACUACCGCUUCAGAUGCUGUGCUUGAAAAUCAAUCAAUCGUCGAUUUCUUAGCGCAGUGGAAUAUAAGUGCUAGUGGUUCAAGAAUUGCCAACCGAGAUCUACAGACAACUGGUGAUGAGGCACAAGACUCCCUUCCAACAGUAACAAGCCCACCUGUCCCGCUGAUGGUUGCUAGCUCCAAUAUAGCGUCAGAAAACGCAGUGGCAGCAAGCAUGUUAUUGGAGUCAAAUGUGAACUUUUCAGGCCUGAGUGAAAACCCUGAUGUGAUCGUCCAAGAGCAAUCUUCCUUUGAGGUUCAAAAUACAGAGAGAUCUCUAAACAACAUCGCGGAGGUGCUUGAUUCCUCAGCCUCGGAGCCUGAGCUUCUUCCUACAAGGCGAUCCGUCCAAAGAAAGCGACGUCGCGUACAAACACCGGACAUGGACGACCCCGACUUCAUAGACGACGAACGCAGCCCAGGGAAGCGAGCGAAAGAGGGAGGGCAAAAAUACACUGCGGGCGCAAAUAGCCUAUGCAAAAAGCUUGUACUUCAUCUGAUGUCCAUAACAAAGGGGGCUGCACCUAACGAUGCUUUCACUUUGAGACGCCUUGCUGUUCCAAGAUGGAAGGAGGAAGGUUAUGGAGAAAGCACUUUACUAAAGGCCAUCAAGUCAACUGUCAAGCGUCUCUGCGCAUCGGGAAAGCUCAAGCAAACGUCUUUUGCCUUUCGUGGGAAAGCAGGUGUCAUGGUCCGUCGCUCCAUUCUUUAUCUGCCAAAUGUGAGUGCCGAUUCAGACUUGGUGGAGAAUGUCAGGCAAAGUAUCAUCGCAGUCGAGCCGGCAGAUUAUAUACCUCCCGAAUGGACAGAGGAAGCUUCCCUGCUACCCUUAUUCAUAGCCAUGCCUCGGGUCUCGGAGAUUGCAGGCCCAAGUACAAGGAAGCGGCGACUAUCCACACCAGAAUCCGACGCACUACCUGACAGAUCACCUGAGACGAACUCAGCAAGAUUUCCAUCGUUGUCUCCAGUGCGAGAAACCCCUCCAGGUGCAGCUACAGGAUUUCUCACUCUGAAAGUUGCCAAUUUAGGUGCACUCCCCUUAGUCCACCUGGAAAAUUGGCAGAAUGAACUUGGUAGAGUUCGCGAGCGUGCAGAAGCUGCGAAGUUCGCCCAAAGACGUGAACGAAGCAGUCGCAGCCAAGGACUUCACUCCAAGGAUCGACCUCUCAUGUGGGCAAAUAAGCUGGUUCAAGACUUCCCCACAUCGUUGCAGGACAUCAUCUUGGUCACUCCUGCCCACAAUUUGUACGUAAGUACCGAAGAUGUCGAUCGGAACUGGCAACGUUUUGCAAAAGAGAUCGAAGCUGUCGAAGCUUGGGAACAGAAUCACAAUAGUGCUGCGCAAAACUUCCGUACCAGCUACGCCUUCAUCGAUCAUUCACUUCCGACAAUGCUAUUUCACGAUAUUAUGGGCUACAGCAAAGUUGAAUUUGCAAGCCUCGUUCACUUCGACGAGAAUGGUGAGCAAAGAGAAAUCCCCUUCCCUCCGGAAAGCCCACUUCCAGAUGCAGUCUUAGCACUCGCAGAAAGGGAUGAAGAACAGACAGCGAAGAUUGCUGUGGGUAUACGUGAGACUCUCACUGCACCCCCAGUAUUGUCAGACCACGAAGAUACCCAGCCAGGGAGGCGGAAGCGGAAGAGAAAAGCCAAAGAAGACGAUGUCGAUUUUACGCCUCCUACCAAACGACGAAAGGCACGUGCUACGAUACGGCAGCCCAAGAUCAAGGCCAAGACCAAGACCAAUUCUGUCAUCUCAACGAUCGGUCACAAACGCUUCAUUCGGGGUAUACAAUACCUUCGAGAUCUCCCAGCACAACAGGUGCGCCAUUUGGCGGUGUCUGUCGUUGUCGUCCGUACCCUUCUAGGCGGGCUAGACGGUUUCAUCGACUGGCCGGUAGUGAUGACCUUGUUUCCCAACGAACUGGAAUCCACCAUUCAAGGUCGUUGGAAGACUCUGUCGAAUAAAUACCGCGGUGAUAUCAGAGGACUUACAGAGAGCUUACAAGCGAGAUACCUGGAAGCUCUGGAAGCUGAUCAAGUACCGUGCGUCAACUUUUCGGACAUCAAAGCGACCGACUGGCAAGGGAUUGUGGACUGGGCUAUCGAUAAUCUCGAUAGAUUUGACGUGGAAGGUGUUGAAGAAUUGCCGGCCGAUAAAGCUUCACUUAUCGACGAUCAUGAAUUUAGUUUUGUUGAGCUAAGAAAUUAUCCUUCUCUUCUAACCUAUGCCAACAAUAUCACGACACAGAUGAAGGAAAAUACCUUCAGUGCCGCGAUCUUUGGUUCCGUUGCUCCCAUUUCACAAGACUCCACACAGCUGGACAUGAAUCUGCAAUUCAAACCACGUUAUGAGGAUGAAAACUUGGAUCCUGACUUCCGUCUUACCAGAUCCUGGGUUUUCGCAUCGAUCUUGACCACAGACCCAGGUUUCGAUCCAGACUUUGUACGAUCAAAGCUAGCUACAUUGGGCUCCACCGAGAACGAGACCAACGACCUCCUCCAUCAGGCACUGAAAGUUUUACAAGACGAGAAGCUCAUCCAAAAGGGCUCCACACACCAAAAAUCGAUCAUGAGCCUAGGCCGAGGCCUGUGGGAACCUGCGAAGAAAUUUUAUGAGCGCUUUGAUGAACGCCGCAUGAUCAACGCCACAAUGCUGCGGCAAGCCAUGACAUUUAAACUCUCCGUUCUCGACGCAGCCUUCGAGCGUGGUGAUUCAAUCUCCAUCCCAAAGGAAACCAUCAUCGACGAUGGCACAAUGGUCACAAUCCUCAAUCUGAUGUCAAAUGGGCAAAUCAUCCCCAAACUCGGCGGCGACAUCCCCCGUACCCGCUACGGCCUCGACUGGGAACAAGUUGCCUACUCAUCGCGACACAUGGAGAAAUCAGCCGUCGAAUUCACCACACACCUUACGCCCACUGCCCGCUACAUCCCCGGCGACACAACGCAGUCAGGAAGAAAUGCACCGAUUCCUCGCGGAGAAGCAGACCUCCCCAUGGGCCACAUUCCACCGUGGCUGGACAUCCACACGCGCUUUCAGCCGAAGCUAUGGGAGAUGUUUGUCGCGGGCACGCUAGGGCUCGUCGUGCAGUUGCCUGGCAUUGGCGCGAGGGAGAUCAGUCGCACCCUGGGCUUUGCGAUGGACGAGGGUGAGGUUGCGCUAUUGAUGGGGUGGUGUGUGGAGGCGGGCUUUGCGAUGCUGGAUUCUGCCUCCGGCGGGUAUCAGACUACGGAGGUCUGGUGGGCGUGUAUUUCUUGCGGGGAUUGGGAGUGGGUUAUGACUCCUGCCGGGCACGAUAUUACCUGA